This is a messenger RNA of Neltuma alba, 2869 nucleotides long. Its product is annotated as E3 ubiquitin-protein ligase WAV3-like. The transcript is spliced from 2 exons. The coding region runs from base 276 to 2429 and encodes 717 amino acids. The record is from RefSeq and is a predicted model, not a curated record. NCBI's taxonomy places the organism in Eukaryota, Viridiplantae, Streptophyta, Magnoliopsida, Fabales, Fabaceae.
AUGGUCAUUCAAUUCAGGCUGAUGAUAAAGCAGGGGCAGUUUCGACUUCGAAGUUGGUGAAAUAUUAUAAUGAGAAAGAAACCUUCAAAAAAACUGCUUAUUCAAUGACAAUUGGGCGGAAGAUGCAGCAAUAUUGCUUCCAUCUUCUUCACUCCCAUUCCAUGGCCCUCCCCAUACCAUGUUUCCUCCUUGGUUCAGAUUCCUUCAAAUCUUUCCUGCGUUUCCAUUCAAGUUUUCCAGCUUAAAGAUCUGAUUGUCUACCCUUCUGGACCGACAUGGGAAGCAAAUGGAGAAAAGUGAAGCUUGCUCUUGGAAUGAAUAUGUGCGUUUAUGUUCCAAGAGCUUUAGAUGAUUCCUCUUCUCCCCUCAACUCCGUCGCCAGAGCUUCAGAUGCUCACUCCCGCUCUAGUGUUUCGCCGGCCGAUCAUAGCUCCGGUUACCGCCCAAUGACCCCGACGCCGUCUUCCUCCGGACUCCGACUUCCCAGUAACGGAACCAAAUCUCCCAAGGGGACAUGCGCAAUAUGCCUAACUGCGAUGAAACCAGGGCUGGGGCACGCCAUUUUUACUGCAGAAUGCUCUCACUCUUUCCACUUCCAUUGCAUCACAUCUAACGUAAAACAUGGGAACCGGAUUUGUCCCGUCUGCAGAGCAGAAUGGAAAGAAGUGCCUUUUCAGGGCCCUGCUUCUAAUGUUUCUCAAGGAAUGACUCGAAUCAACCAACCAGCUUUCCCACCAGGUGGUGACUGGACAACUGUCUUCCGCCGGCUUCCUUCCCCUCCAGCUGCGGGUGCAGGUCGUCAGAGUUCAUCUAUUUAUCAAGUUCCUGAACCUGCCAUCUUUAAUGAUGAUGAUGCUUUGGAUCAACGAACUCCAAGUACUCCUUCUAACGAACGGGGAGAUUCAUUUGAUGCGAUGGAAAUCAGAACCUAUCCUGAAAUUUCAGCUGUUCCAAAAUCAGUUUCUCGUGAUAAUUUUGCUGUAUUAAUCCAUCUCAAAGCUCCUCAUUCAGGGAGACGGCAAAAUAAUGGUGAAAACAAUGCAAAAACAUCGCCUUCGGAUCAAAAUUCCCGUGCUCCAAUCGACCUUGUCACGGUUCUUGAUGUAAGCGGUAGCAUGGCAGGCACUAAGCUUGCGUUGCUAAAACGAGCCAUGGGUUUUGUCAUACAGCAUCUAGGUCCAGCAGACCGACUUUCUGUCGUUGCCUUCUCCUCAACAGCCCGCCGCAUCUUUCCUCUCCGGCGGAUGACUGGUACUGGACGGCAGGAGGCAUUGCAGGCUGUUAAUUCUUUGGUAUCAAAUGGCGGGACAAAUAUUGCCGAGGGCUUAAGGAAAGGUUUGAAGGUUUUUGUUGACCGUCAAUGGAAGAAUCCGGUCGGCAGUAUCAUAUUACUAUCUGAUGGGCAGGAUACGUACACUGUCACUAGCAGUAGACCCCAUGUUGGAAGAGAUUACCAAUCACUUGUUCCAAAUUCUAUUCAUCGCAAUAAUGGGGUGGGCUUGCAAAUACCAGUGCAUGUGUUUGGCUUUGGUGCUGACCAUGAUGCUACUUCAAUGCAUUCAAUUUCUGAGGUGUCAGGGGGUACAUUUUCUUUCAUUGAAGCCGAGGAUGUUAUCCAGGAUGCAUUUGCACAGUGUAUUGGGGGACUCUUGAGUGUGGUGGUGCAGGAAUUGCAGGUGGAAAUAGUCUGUGUUCAUCCCCGACUGCAACUUAGUUCAGUAAAAGCAGGAAGCUAUAGAACCAGCAUGAUGGCCAAUUCAAGAAAGGCUUCUAUCGAAGUAGGAGAUUUGUAUGCUGAUGAAGAAAGGGACUUUUUGGUGACAGUCAACGUUCCAGUUGAUGGAUCCAGUGAUGAGAUGUCAUUGUUUAUCGUUAAAAGUCUUUAUAGAGACCCAAUCACAAAAGAAAUGGUGGCUUUGAACGACAGCAGUGAAGUAAAAAUCCAGAGACCCGAAAUAGCUAGAGAGGCAACUCUCUCAAUGGAAGUAGACCGGCAGCGAAACAGGCUGCUUGCUGCAGAGGCAAUGGCUGAUGCUAGAGUUGCAGCUGAACGUGGUGAUUUGGCUGCCGCAGUUUCUAUCCUGGAAAGCUGUCACAAGGCAUUAUCUGAGACCGUGUCUGCUCAAGCCGGCGAUCGGCUAUGUGUGGCUCUUUCUGCUGAGUUAAAGGAGAUGCAAGAAAGGAUGGUGAACCAACGUGUGUAUGAGCAAUCUGGAAGGGCUUAUGUUCUGUCAGGAUUGAGUUCACAUUCAUGGCAGAGGGCAACAACAAGAGGUGAUUCCACCGACAGUACCAGCCUUGUGCAAGCAUACCAAACGCCGUCUAUGGUGGACAUGGUGAGCCGUUCUCAAACAAUGCUUCUGGGCUCUCCACAAGCCCGGCGCUCUCUCCGGCCUGCUAAAUCAUUUCCUGAACGGCGCGGACGAUAAUGAUGCAGAAGUUUCUUCUCAGGCUACAAGCUUCUUGAGGGGUCCUUCAAGUUCCUCCUUUUAUCGUCUUAUUUAAUUUUUUUUGAGGGGGCUUUACUAGUGAUUUUGUCAUGGUGGGUAUAAUGAGGAGUCUAAGGUGGGCAAAGAUUCUAAUUUGGUCAGCAUAAAUAUGUAGAAUAAUAAUAGGCGGGGAUAAUGGGGCUUUGAAGCGGACGGAGGAAAAGAAUUGGUCCGGAUAUUACCGGAGUGUGAUUCUGAGGGAUGUGCAUAAUUCUUUUUUAUUUUCUCUUCUUUUUCCUUUUGGGCUUUUUUAUUGGUUCUUUCAUUCUAUAUGCGAGCCUUUUAAAGGAGGGGUAUAGUCUGUCAACUGUGAAGAUAUUCCUGGUAAUUUCUUCGCUUUAAUACAUGAUAUAAUAUGUAUUCUCCCCAUUCAUUUCAUA